AUGCUCAAGAUGCAGAGAGAUUCGAAUUUCAACCACCAUGCCAAAUGUGAUAAACUCUACCUCACUAAUCUGAAUUUUGUAGAUGAUGUCCUUCUGUUUUGUAGAGGAGAUGCCAAAUCAGUAGAGAUAAUGAUGGAUGCCUUCAGGAGGUUUUCUGAAUCAACGGGGCUUAUAUCCAAUCCCUCCAAGUGUAUAAUGUAUUUUGGAGAUGUGGAUAAUGGCAUGAAGGAGAUUUUGAGAGUGGCUACUGAAUUUGAAGAGGGAUCACUUCCAGUCAAAUAUCUUGGAGUCCCUCUUACCAACAAGAAGCUUACCAUUCACCAUUAUAAGCCUCUAGUGGAGAAGAUUGUUGGCAGAGUACAUCAUUGGACUACUAAGCUCCUUAGAUAUGCAGGGAGAAUUCAGUUUUUCAAAAGUAUAUCUUGUGUCAUUGCUCAAUAUUAA
Molecule: messenger RNA, 444 nt
Organism: Vicia villosa (hairy vetch)
Lineage: Eukaryota; Viridiplantae; Streptophyta; Magnoliopsida; Fabales; Fabaceae
Exons: 1
Coding region: 1-444 (147 amino acids)
Source: RefSeq, a predicted model, not a curated record